Molecule: messenger RNA, 4953 nt
Organism: Photinus pyralis (common eastern firefly)
Lineage: Eukaryota; Metazoa; Arthropoda; Insecta; Coleoptera; Lampyridae
Gene: tai
Product: nuclear receptor coactivator 3
Biological process (GO): positive regulation of transcription by RNA polymerase II; cellular response to hormone stimulus
Cellular component (GO): nucleus
Molecular function (GO): protein dimerization activity; nuclear receptor binding
Source: RefSeq, a predicted model, not a curated record
AUGUUGGAGCACACCAUGUAUUUCAACGUUCCUCCAAUCUGCGAUGAUGAUUCCUCCAAUUUUCUGGAUUUUUAUACCCGGCUCGGCCCAUGUGAGCUGCAGGACCCGGUGUGGGCCAAGAUGAGCGCCUUGGCCGCUGGUGUCAAUAAGAAAAGAAAAAAAUCCGACCCUAAACCCCAAGCGCAAAUUAACAAGUGCAACAAUGAGAAACGCCGUCGCGAACAAGAAAACAUCUAUAUAGAGGAACUGGCAGAGCUAAUCUCCGCCAACUUUGCGGACAUGAGCUCGCUCUCGGUGAAGCCAGAUAAGUGCGCCAUUCUUCAGGAAACUGUCAAUCAAAUCCGCAGCAUCAAGCAACGGGAGAGUUCCACGCAACCGUCGGAUCCAGUACAACAGGGGGAAGUUUCUUCAUCGCGACCCACCAUCUUGUCCAACGAAGUUUACGGCCCCCUUUUGCUGGCAGCUCUCGAGGGAUUUUUAUUCGUCGUAAACGGUGAAGGUAAAGUUGAACACGUUACCGACAACGUUUCGACUUACAUUAGGUUCAACCGCGAAGAAGUUCUCGGUAAAAGUAUUUACAAUUUUAUCCAUCACGGAGAUCAUGCACGAUUUAGUGCAAGUCUCUUGCCUAUGUCGAUAGGAUGGGGAAGCGAACCCACCAACAAAUCUCGGUCGUUUAGCUGCCGCUUAUUGGUAAAGCCCGAAGAUCUUGAUGACAGUAUUGAAGAAAAACAACAGCGCGUAAGUAGGUACGAGCUUAUGCACAUCUCUAGUACUCAAUUAAGAGAUCGGGAUCAAGUUGCUAUUUCGGACGACGAAGGUGGUGAUAGUGGUCCUUGUUUAUUGUGUGUUGCUAGUCGUAUCUCACAUAGGGAAUCUGUCCCAGGUUCAUCUAUAGAACAAUUUACCACAAAGUUAGAUACCUCGGGAACAAUUAUAGGCGUCGAUACAUCCGGGGUGUCGGACACGUACUCACAGUUCCUUAAAAAAGAUCUUAUGGGUCGUAGCCUACAAGAUCUGUGCCCGCAACAAGAAGUGCAUAAACUUACGUCACACCUUAGAGACACAUUUAGUGCGGGUCAAGCCACAAGUGUCAUAUAUAAGUUACGGCUCGGUUCGCAAGACAAAUACGUGCACGUUCAAACAAAGUCAAAGUUAUUUAAAGCAAAUCCCAACUCGAAAACCGACACCGACUUUAUUAUGGCAACACACUCCAUCAUAGGCGAACACGAUUCCACGGCCUCCUCAGAACUGGUUACUGGAAAUAAUGGUGGUGUCGGCGGUCCUCUCAUGACGAGCGUCCUAAAUGGCACACGGAACGGCGCCCCCUCAAGUACGGCGAACGACGUCACGAAUACCUCCGUCAACAGCGCGCUCCUAAACACAAACUCUUCGUAUACCACCUUUCCUCUCGACAGCGAAUACAACUUCGACAUCUUUCCCAGCUCAACUUGGGAAUUGGACUCGUCGACCAAUUGGAACGAAACCAGGCCCGAAUCCAGACAAAGCGUUAAUUCCGUUUCGACCCCCACCCCUCGACCCUCCAGCGCCUCGGCGUACAGUCCCGUUCCAAAUGUCGCCCAAAGCCCUCUUGCCCCGUUCGUCACGCAACCAAGCCCUACAGCAGUACCUAACCCUCCCACGCCCGCCAACCCAUAUAGUAGUAAUUUUCCCUUUAGUCCCGGUACAGAAUCCAACUUCCAAAUGGAAGAGCCAAAAGAUACCAAAGCUAACGUAUUAGAGGAAGCGUCAACGAUGAUGGCCGAAUCUGGUAGAUUAAGAAAUUUAUUAACCAAACCUCCGAACUCGAUGGAUUCGUCGAGCGAUUCGGAAAAUAAAAACAAACAUAGAAUACUAAAAGGUUUACUUAAUCAGCAGGACGACGACGAAAGUAAAAACGAAAAUAGAAGCAGUCCGAGAGGUAUCGGAGUGCGCGCUUCUUUGCCAGUUUCUUUGGAGGCUGUGAAAAACGCGAAUGCCGGUGGGAAUAACAUGCUUCUUCAGUUACUUAACGAAAAGAACGAUGAUGACGACCUCGAAGCACGUGCAGGAAUCAAAAAGCAAAGCGAACUUCUCCAGCAGCUAUUGAAAGAAGAUGAGGAAAGAAAACCGGAACCUCAAUCCCAUGAAGAUUCUUUGCUGCGCAGUCUCGGAUUUAAGAACUCACCAUCUCCACCUGCAGAACCUGGACGUGCUCGAAAGCGACCCAGCGACGAACGAGACGAUAACCCACCGAAACGAGUAACAGAGAUUGUCUCUUCAUCUGGUGUAACAUCUGGUAGCAAAUUAUGCGAACGAAACAAAAUGUUGGCAUCGCUAUUGGCGAAACAACCGGCAAAUAACCACCUUCCUAUACCUCCUGUACCUGCUAGUGUGAUAUCUGCAACUCCACAGGAAAUUUUACCCAAAGUAGUAGAUUUAAAUAAGACCAGCCCGUCUGGCAGAUUACCAUCAAAUGUGCAACAACAACCGCAACAGCAGCAAAUACUUACAAAUGCUAGAACGUCAGCAAGAAUGCCCGGUCCAGGCCGCCCACCAAAUACCAGCUACCUCAAUCAGAUGUUACAGCCCGGUGAAAACAUGCAACGAACACAAACUAGGCAAUUUAACCAAAUAGAUUCGGGACAGUAUGUGCCUGUCAACGCAUCCACUACAGAUUUGUGGGACAUGCAGUCCUCGGAUCCGUUAUUGUCGGAUAUUUUAGAUCAAGUUAUAGAUAUAGUUCCGGAUGCGGUAAUGACGAAUAACAAUUCGGAUUUGCUUCAUCUACUAGAAACUAUCGAUGCCCAACAAAAUAAUUACCAACAGCGAGAAGCAUUGAGUGAAAAGAUGGCGAUUAAUAUCAUACAAAAAUCCUUGAUGCAAUGCGAAACUGUCGUUGUGAAUAAACAACAAAGUCCAUCGUCACCUACGAUUUCAAUGCCGGGAACUCCUCCUGCAUACUCUUCGGCUACGAUGACCACUCAAACGAGCCAACCUGGAAAUUUCCCACCGCCCCCUCCGAAUUAUCCACGAACUGGUUUCAACGUUCAAAGAGCUGCAGUUAGAGCUGGCGCGCCGCAAUACGCAAUGGCGGGGGGUACCAUAACGAACCAACAGCAACUACUCUUGCAACAACAAAGGAAACAGCUAUUACAACAACAGCAGCAGGAACACAAGAGGCGAUUAUUGCAACAGCAGCAGCAACAACAGUUACUUAUACCGUCCAAUGCAGCGGCCGAAAUAAAUUCCGGCUUGCAAAACAUAGAUAGUCUAUUGAACAAUACGGUAGCGCCGAACGUUUCCCUACAACGUUCGUCUAGUGUCCCCGAAUCGCAGUUAUCUCCGAAUUACGGCGGACAAAUAAAUCAGCAAAACCAAAGGCACCAGCCGUUUUCACCGCACGCGCAGUUAUCGUCACCUUUAGGCCAGCAAACGAAUUUCUCACAGACUACCAGCAGCGCCAGACUGUCACCGCAUCCACCUUUUACUCAGCAGCUGUCACCUAGACAGGGUUACCCGCAAAAUAAUGCACAGAAUAGUAGUUGGCAACAGACACAGUCUAGGCUUAGUGUUCAACAGCAACAGAAUCCAAUGCUCAAUGCUCAGCUUACGAGCAACUAUGUGACCGCAACCAAUGGUAGAAAUUUUCCUGCACAGAGAACACCUCAGCAACAGCAAAGAGCAAUUGGUAGUCCCGGAUCGGCAGCUACGAGACAGUCACCAUUUCCUGCAGAGUCAUUUGCUCCACCUGCGUCACCCAACUCUGCCUUUAAUCAAACUCAGUACCUGAGGUUGCAGCGUGCAAAUAGUGCACCUACUGCCACUACCCAAUUACCAGGUGGCCUAGGAUCCCCUCGCCAAUAUGGCAGGGAACACCCUACACACCCUUAUCCUCCCAUUCCCUCUCAUCACCCCAUGAUGUACCAACAAGACUCCCAGUACUGUUACGAUCAGACGGGUUUACAGUUAGUGUACAAUGGCGCAGACAGGGGUCGUGCACCUCCACACCUAUCAGCCGGUGUGUCAGGCGGCGGUACCACAUCUGAAUACGUAAGACAAGAAUUACGGGCGGUUGUCGGAGCACGAACGGGUCAAACACAACAACAGACGAAUACUAGACCUUCUCCUCAACUAUUAAGCCAACAAGUUAAUCCUAGUGAUCUCGAAGCUCUCGGACUUUCGUUCGAAAUGGCCACUCCUGGUGCGAGUGAGAGCCCGAAACUUUGGGGUGCGAUGGGGUCAGAUAUGGGCUCAAUGUCUCCACAGCCAGCAACCUCCAGGAGUUCUAUGGAGGAGGGCCGCCAAGGUGAUCACAAGUCUUCUCUGCUGCAAAAGCUGCUGUCAGAGUGACCGCGUGUAUAUAAAUAAGUUAUCUUUAAAAAAAUAUAUAUGCAUAUAUAUAUUAUAUACUACUAGGUACCUCAACGGUUAAGUACCGCAGGCUGUAAUCUAGACAGGUUAGCUGUAUCAAGUGCAUUACUACGUUGCUUGUUCGUUUCGUUAGGGUAGUGCGGAGCGAGGGAAGGCGCAGGGUACGAGUGCAAUUGUAAAUAAAUUGGGACUUGUUUAUAUUUAUAUAUUAUAUUUUAUUAUUGGACUUGUUUAAAAUUCAGUACGUAAGCGUUCCGGCGCCUGUUAUUAUUUGAAUGUGUUUAGUGUUGUCUUCCUUUCGGUGAGUGUUCAUGCUACGCAUUACCAAAAAUAGUAACUGUUAAUAUUUUAUAUAUAAUUUAAAUCACGUUAUUGGAGAGCUCGUUUUGUUGGACAUUGUGAUAGGCGAUCGCCAUGUUACUGUUGCUAGGAGCGUUCCUAGACCUUAUAUUAGUGCUAGCAUUCAUACUUGAUUAUUGUCAAUUACACCCAGCCAUUAAAUUAAAAGAUGAACAAAUUGACAGACAAAACAUUAUUUAAUUACACAGAUAUUUUUUGUACAUUAUUGGAGUUUUGAAAUAUAUCUAUAUUACAAUAAAA